Cicer arietinum (chickpea) is the source of this 1324-nucleotide messenger RNA. RefSeq lists its product as uncharacterized. The record is from RefSeq and is a predicted model, not a curated record. Gene Ontology annotation, molecular function: protein binding. Lineage: Eukaryota; Viridiplantae; Streptophyta; Magnoliopsida; Fabales; Fabaceae.
UAAAGGAGGGGCAAAGGGUAAAAUUUUCUUUAUGGAGGAGGCACAUCAUCAUUAAUUGAAUGUGAGUCGCACUAAUGGGUAAACUCAACCAACUAACUAACUGCCUGUGAAAACCUAAAGCUCCCCGGAAAGCGCAACCGGAGUUAGUCAUCGGCCGCCACACAGAAAAUCGCUCAGGCAUAUUCUCAGUUAAUGGAGAAAACAAAUAAAAAGCGCACGGGAAAAUUCCCUGAUAAAAAAAGUGGUACUUCAGAUUGCCUUGUCGGAUCUCCAGCCUGUGAUAAUCAACGUGAGGAUGAUGAUUGGGUUAUAGUUAAAAAGCAGAGAGUCAUCAUUCUGGUGCCUGCUGCACCUCUUAGUGAAGGAUCCUCAACAGAAAACGAAGAGCCGAAUCACAUCCAUCCUAUGCCACCUGUUACGUCAAGUAACCAUGAGGAACUUCCCGCCGAGCCACCUAAUGAAAAUCCUUCUUGUAAUGAACAAGAUAAGACCAUUUCAUUGGUUGUCCAAAAGGAGACUCGUACUGUAAGAAGAGCCUCCCCUCCCUUAUUACUUAAAUCACCUUCAGCCAAUCGACAUCAAGUGAGUAGCUUGAAGUCACAUAGAUUAGUUGGAGUAUCUCAUACAUCAAAAGCUAUUAAGCAGCCCAGAAUAUUACUUGCACCUAGAAGAUCCUCCAACUUGGCAACUUUGAAUCAAAGUCUGAGAGCAUCAAAUCUCGAGAGAAAGCUUGAAAGAGCUGGUGGGUUGAGCAAGUGGCUGAUAUCACUUGGUCUGGAGCAGUUUGUGAGAAUGUUUCAGGGGAAGAGUAUCAGUAAGUAUCAGCUCGUGAAUUUAACCAUGAAAAAACUCAAGGAUAUGGGUGCCAGUGCGGUGGGACCUCGCAGGAAGCUGAUCCACGCCAUGGACUGUGUCUGCCAGCCAUAUUGCUUUGAGGUGUUAUAGAAGUCUGUAGAGUAUUGAAAUUAUGUACACAAAACAUUCCACGACACGGUACAAAUGCAAAACAUAGUUUCGAUGAUCACGUGAUCAUGGCAUUUCAUGAUAAAAUGUUUUUUCUCCCCCUCCAGAAUCCUUUGAUAUUGGAAGAGAGCCAAAAUUGAAUUCAUAGUGAUUAAUUGAUUAUGUUCUCCUCUUUUCUUCAAAACCUUUCCUCUCCAAUCAAAUAAAUCAAACAAUAAUAUUAAAAUAUCUAUUUUCCUUUUCAUUUUCUCACAAUAAUGUUGAACUUAAUAUGUAUAAGUUGUAAGUGUAAAAAAUAUUUUACACAUGCAUUCUAUUAUGGUAUGGAAACACAAUCACUUUGUUGGUGAUGAAUUCUUCA